AUGUCAAAUAAUAUAUACACAUCACUCACUCGCGACAUAUUGAAUAAAUCCGCAGAUCGUCGAGCAAUUGAAGGCUUUGCGCAAUCUCAUCCACCAUCAUUCUGGUCUUCAGCUUACAAUGAAUAUUGUUUCGAUGAUUCGCCAGAUGAUGUUAAUGAUAAUUUACCUAAUCUGUUUGGUACAGUAGAAUGGGAUACAUUACCAAUAGUCUAUGAACAUAAAGAGUAUGAAGAUGGAAAAUUAUUUCCUAUUUCUAUUCAUCUUAUUCAUGAUGAUCGUGCUUCAAAUUACAAGAUUGCUACGGAAGCUUAUGCUCGUGCUGUGAAUACACAUAUUCUUGCUUAUGGAACAUUUGAUUAUGAAGAUGAAAGAAUUUUCUGCUAUGCUUCGUAUCAAGAGGAUUAUUCAGUGAUUGGAAUAAUUCUCAAAGGUUGUGUAGAACCAGAUGAAAACUUCUGGAAUCCAUACUCUAAAGGAGAAGAAAUUAAGAAAACGUCAAAGCCAUCUUCACUUACUAGUUCAUAUGAUAUAAUGAUUAGUUAUUGUCAUCAAUAUAAGAAUAUGUCAUAA
Molecule: messenger RNA, 570 nt
Organism: Rotaria sp. Silwood2
Lineage: Eukaryota; Metazoa; Rotifera; Eurotatoria; Philodinida; Philodinidae
Source: the annotation of a GenBank genome assembly